CUACUUUUUAUUGUUUAGAAUUUUUAUUUUUAUUUUAUAUUAUAAGUCCUUUAUAGUCAUUUUACAACCGCUCAUAUUAAAAAACACUUCUAAUAGUUUUACAGCCAAACACUAAACUGCUUUUUUUUAAAGUACUUAUCUAAAAGCUCCAGUCAGAAAGUUGCUUCUGCAAAAACUACAGCAGGGCCAAACUAAGCUAUUGUAAGUGGUAUCUUUAUAAGAGAAUCAACAUUGGUAUUGCAUUCUCAAUUGCAAGAUAACAUGACAUGGAUGUUUGCAAUUGCAAAACCAUUUGCAUUAAUGUGAUGUGACUACCAAUUGCAUACUUGCAAGCUUGCAACAAAUGCAAUUGCAUAUGCAAGUAAAAAAUACAUAAAAAUAGAGUUUUUAUUUUAUUUUAUAUUGUUUCUUUUCUCUUUUACUUUAUUUUCCAUAAUUUAAACAUAAUCUGUAAUUACAUAUGAAAUUGCAAGUAAUUGCAUUGAUGUAGGUGAAUGAAAGUGAUUUGAGGUGGAUUGCAAAAAAAUUGAGUAGACAAUAAAGAGCACAAAUGCCUUAUAAAAAUAUAAUGAAGAGCACAAAUGCAAUUGUUUUUGCAAUUGCAUUGAUGUGGAGGCUCCAAUAUAUAAAUAUAAAAUAAUAGGAUAAACGUAAAUAUAAUUAAUUUUAAGUGGUUCUUUCUCACCGUGGGUGAGGCUGAAUUCUACAGGAAAUACUCGAUAAUUUUAUUGAUAAAAUCAACUCAAGGUCUUAUAUGUGCUUUUAGGCCCUAUGUGACAAUCAACUAGUCGUGAGCUACUAAAAAUUUGGACCAUAUAUUAGAUCGCUAGUCUUACGAUAUGAUUUGGAUCGAUAAAAAAAUGAUUUGGUGUGAAUUGGAGCGGUUUGACAAUACCGCAUUAAUGCAUAGGGGUGGAUAUCGGUUCGAUUAAAACCAAACCAACAAGAUCAUACCGGUACUCUUAAACUGUCAAAGGUCAACUAAAUUUCGAACAGAAAUUUAAUCAGCUCAGAAUCACAAAACCCGACGAACCCGAAGCUUCUUCCUUUUCAUUCCUUCCCAGAUUUGUUUCCUCCUCUCACUCAGAAUCUCUCUUCUCAUUCCCUUCACUCUUUCCUUCUCCCAUCUUCUCCCUCUCUGUCUCUCUCUCUGCCAGGGACAACAGGCCUUUCGCCUUCUCUGAGCUCCCUCCUCCUGUCAGGCGCACCAAGUUCGCCGCUCGCCCAUUACAAGGAAGAGGAAGCGAUGCAAAAGAGAAGGCGUGGGAGAGCACGCAUGGGAUUUUCAGGAGCCGAGUACAUCGGGGCUUUUUCCGUCACUCAUUGUCGAUGCCGCCGUCGCUCCGUGUCGAUCCUGCCGUCGCCGAGAUGGCCGUACCAGAUGUCAUUUUCCCCACUGAAAAAGAAGGAUAGGGACAGGAGAAGGAGACGAGGAUUUGGAUAUGAAUUUGCUCACUUGCAGCCUGUAGGGACAAACAGGGACAGGAGAAGAAGAUGAGAAUAGGCGAUGGUGGUGAUCGGAGAACUGAUUUAGUGAGAUAAUUUUUUGGAAUAAAGGUGGGGGGUUGGUGGAUGCUCUCUAGAUAGGGAUUAGGGCGAGUACGUAGGAGAGGGUUGGGAGCAAGGUUGUCAACCCGCGGGCUGAUCCGUACCCGAACGAGCUAGUUGGUCAAGGAUUAAUGGGUCACUCGUGUUAGCCCGAUUUAGCCCGAAAAUGUGAAAAUAGUCAUUAUAUUGUACUUAUCUUGAUAAAUUAUAUCAAAUCUCACAUAUGAGUUAUAACAUAAAAUAUUACACCAAAAUAACAUGUCGUACUUAGAUCCAACAUAUAGUGAAAAUUCACACGUACACUUACAUAACAUCAAUAUUCAAAUGUUCAAUUUGGAUUCCAAAAAUUGAGUUAGGCGAAAACAAAAAUCGGAAAAUAGGCGCAUUUCGCAAACCAAAGAAAAAAAUGACACAAUUUGACCUCUAACCCGGUACCUUGUAGCGGUUGACCCGACGGGUGCGUGCGGUCCGUUUUUCUCACCGGGUCAGGGUCAAAGUGGGUUGGUUGGGAGACAAGCCAAGAGAGCUAGGCUCUGAGGGGAAGAUGAGAGUCUGUUGGGCAGUGGGGGUGACUGGGCUAGGAGAGUGUUGGGCUUAGUAGGUAGGGGUGGGCUGCAAAAUUUUGGUUUAUCGGAUUGAAAUUCGGGUUCGUUCGUGGAUACCCUGGAAUCCGAAAUAACCAUCAUUCCCUUCCAAAUUCUAAACUAAAUUGCAUUAUUUCGG
This is a messenger RNA of Linum trigynum, 2271 nucleotides long. Lineage: Eukaryota; Viridiplantae; Streptophyta; Magnoliopsida; Malpighiales; Linaceae. The record is from the annotation of a GenBank genome assembly.